AUGGUUCCGCGCCUUCCCUACGUGCUCGCUUCCGCGCCUUCCCUACGUGCUCGCUUCCGCGCCUUCCCUACGUGCUCGCUUCCGCGCCUUCCCUACGUGCUCGCUUCCGCGCCUUCCCUACGUGCUCGCUUCCGCGCCUUCCCUACGUGCUCGCUUCCGCGCCUUCCCUACGUGCUCGCUUCCGCGCCUUCACUACGUGCUCGCUUCCGCGCCUUCCCUACGUGCUCGCUUCCGCGCCUUCCCUACGUGCUCGCUUCCCCGCCUUCCCUACGUGCUCGCUUCCGCACCUUCCCUACGUGCUCGCUUCCCCGCCUUCCCUACGUGCUCGCUUCCGCGCCUUCCCUACGUGCUCGCUUCCGUGCCUUCCCUACGUGCUCGCUUCUCCGCCUUCCCUACGUGCUCGCUUCCGCGCCUUCCCCACGUGCUCGCUUCCCCGCCUUCCCUACGUGCUCGCUUCCCCGCCUUCCCUACGUGCUCGCUUCCCCGCCUUCCCUACGUGCUCGCUUCCCCGCCUUCCCUACGUGCUCGCUUCCAUGCCUUCCCCACGUGCUCGCUUCCCCGCCUUCCCUACGUGCUUGCUUCCGCACCUUCCCUACGUGCUCGCUUCCCCGCCUUCCCUACGUGCUCGCUUCCGCGCCUUCCCUACGUGCUCGCUUCCGCGCCUUCCCUACGUGCUGGCUUCCCCGCCUUCCCUAUGUGCUCGCUUCCGCGCCUUCCCUACGUGCUCGCUUCCCCGCCUUCCCUACGUGCUCGCUUCUGCGCCUUCCUGCGCUCUGCCAUCCGCUCCUUCCCUGCUCGCUGCCUUACGCUCUCUCCCCUCCCUGCCCUUCCACUGUCUACCACUCGCUGCCCUUCCUCUCUCUCCCCCUCGUUGCCCUGCCUCUCUCUCCCCCUCGUUGCCCUCCCGCUCUUUCCCUCUCGUUACCCUGCCUCUCUCUCCCCAUCGUUGCCCUCCCGCUCUCUCCCCCUCGUUGCCCUUCCGCUCUCUUCCCCUCGUUGCCCUUCCUCUCUCUCCCCCUCGUUGCCCUUCCGCUCUCUCCCCCUCGUUGUCCUUCCUCUCUCUCCCCCUCGUUGCCCUUCCGCUCUCUCCCCCUCGUUGCCAUUCCUCUCUCUCCCCCUAGUUGCCCUUCCUCUCUCUCCCCCUCGUUGCCCUUCCGCUCUCUCAUGCUACGCUGCCCUUCUGCUCCUUCCCUGCUCCCUGCCCACGCUCCCUCCUCCCCCCCUGUUUUAGGCCUCCUCCUCCCUGCUUUACCCUCUCUCCUCCCUCCCUGCUUUUUGCUCUCUCCUCCCUCCCUGCUUUACGCUCUCUCUCCCCUCUCUGCCCUUCCGGGUUCUCCCUGCGCUCUGCCUUCCGCUCUCUCCCUGCUUCCUGCUCUUCCGCUUUCACCCCCCUCUCUGCCCUUCAGCUCUCUUCCUACUCGCUGCUUUCCGCCCUCUUCCCCCCCGUUUUCCUUCCGCCCCAUCCCCACUUGCUUCCCUUCCGCUCUCUCCCACCCCGCUGCUUUUCCUCUCUCCACCAUCGCUUCCCUUCCGCUCUCUCCCUGCAUUCUUCCUCCACUAUCGAUAUACUUCCUGCCUUAA
Closterium sp. Yama58-4 is the source of this 1581-nucleotide messenger RNA. Lineage: Eukaryota; Viridiplantae; Streptophyta; Zygnematophyceae; Desmidiales; Closteriaceae. The record is from the annotation of a GenBank genome assembly.